Messenger RNA from Mercenaria mercenaria, 4297 nucleotides. RefSeq names its product toll-like receptor 4. Gene Ontology annotation, molecular function: protein binding. The transcript has 2 exons. The coding region runs from base 219 to 2783 and encodes 854 amino acids. Gene Ontology annotation, biological process: signal transduction. Lineage: Eukaryota; Metazoa; Mollusca; Bivalvia; Venerida; Veneridae. The record is from RefSeq and is a predicted model, not a curated record.
AGAUACAUACGUAUUGUUUCUGUCUUAGACCAAGGAAUAAUUUGGUAUAUGUGGCUAUAUUUCUCAACUACUCUCGAGCGGGAUUACAAAUGGCCGUAUACUAUAUACAGUUUUCUCUUCUUAACAGUGUGUGACACAGGAGUCGUGGUUUCCUGAUCAAUGAGAAAAAAUAUCAAGGGAACUGCAACAGGACACAUACGUUAAAUCAAAACGAGUAAAUGAUGGGUAACCUGAAGUGGCUGUGCUUGAUCAUUUUUCAUUCAGUAGCAGGAACGCCACCACAAGAAUGUUCGUGCAAACUUCACGAUAAGGAACUUACGGCCGAUUGUUCGGCAUUGGGGCUCACAAGCAUUUCAGAAAUUUUCAACUGUGUACCGAAUACUGUUAGAAAACUUAUCUUGAGUUAUAACAAAAUAAAUUCUAUUCCUCCGGAAAUGCUCACACUUUUGGAAGAUCUACGGGAGUUAAAUUUGGAACAUAACAUUAUUGAGCAUUUACAAAAUGAUUCCUUCAGUGGUUUGUCAAAGCUGGAAUAUUUGUCGUUAAGUUAUAACUUACUCAGACACAACGAUUCUUACGCAGACGAUGUGUUUAAACCGCUUCGUAAUCUCCGGCGUCUGUAUUUGCAAGGCAACUGUAAUGUCCAUACGUCUGUCUGUCUGUACCCAGACAAAGCUCUAUCAGCUGCUACUACUCUGGAAUACCUUAGCAUAGAUGGUAUACCAAAUCAUGAGUUUGGUAAAGGGUUUUCAAAGCUAAAAAAUCUUAAUUCAUUAUAUUUAAGUGACGAUAAUGGUUACUGUCAUAUACCAGUUCUCACAGAAAAUACAUUUGAUGUAUUCAAACACACGCCUAUUUCAAAUUUACAACUUGAGUCAUGUGAAAUAACAAAGCUAGCGCCCAACGUCUUUCGUUCUUUGCACAACCUAACGUACUUGAUCAUUACGAGAAACAGGAAGCUCUGCGCUGACAGUAUUGAAAAUGCAACUGUUGGAUUAAAUGAAACAAAUAUUCAAACUAUGAGAUUCAAUUAUUGGUGUAGGCACCCUCCGUUCUAUCCAAUACUUGCAGAAAACAAUUUCAGAGGUCUUACAAACACCUCACUCAGAGUUCUGGAUUUAGGAUGGAAUUAUAUCAUUCACGUCGAUCCUAGCGUUAUUGAAAACCUUCCUACGUCACUAGAAUAUUUCUCAUUGAAACAAAAUAGUAUCGGGAACGCUCAGUUUCUCCUUAAAUUAUCAAGACUUUAUAACUUGAACACACUUGACGGAAGCUUUCAGAAUUAUUUUCAAGCGGAAAUAAAAACAUUAGAAAGGGCUAGAGGAGAAACAGCUGUCGGUGGAUUGUACCGAAAAAUCAUAAAAUUACAGUCGGCAAUAAAAUCACCGCACAAAACCUACACAGACAACCGCCUGCAGUUACCAAGAAAUCUUCAAACGUUAUACAUGAAUAAUAUACAUCUGGAAUAUCCUGUCCCUUCAGUGACAUUUGCACCGAAUAAAUUAAGGUAUCUCAAUGCCUCUAGUUGUAUGUUAUUGGCAUUUUUCGGGCCUUGGUAUGGCCUAAAAGAUCUUCAAAUUUUGGACAUCUCAAACAAUAAAUUUAGUUUUUUCCAUCAAAAGUCUCUAAUUGACAUGGGGAAUCUUACAUCCCUAUUUCUUCAACAUACUGAGAUUGGUAAAUCCCUUUACCGAGAUGUCAAUGGUGUUACAUUUUCGAGCUUGAGAAAACUAAGAGUGUUAGAUCUCAGAAGUAGCAUCAUUAAAGAUUUACCAUACAGUAUAUUUAAAAAUCAGAUUGACUUAAGAUAUCUUUCGUUAGGGGAUAAUUCAGUUAAGAAUGUUAGCUUCUUGUUAAAGUCGAUGACUAAACUACGCCACCUGGAUUUAUCUGAUAACGAAAUAGGGUUCAUUUCUGAACAGAACAUGGCUUUCCUAGACCAGAUCGCAACUAAUCGGAAGAUAGACCUCGAUUUAUCUGGGAACAAUCUUAAUUGUAUGUGCAACAAUCAAGUCUUUGUCAACUGGUUGGCGACCACUAGGGUAAACAUUAUUCAAAAAGAUAACCUUUCUUGCUUAUACAUAAACGAGACUUUAGUUAGUUUAUCGAGACUUGAAUUUAUACGAGAGCAACUAAAAUAUGAAUGUACGUCAUGGAUUGUGAUGACGUCAUGUGUGAUAGGAUUUAUAGGCUUGUUGCUAGUACUAUCUCUCGUGGCAUUGCUUUACUAUAAACGGUGGCAACUGCGUUACCUUUGGUACAUAGGCAGGGUAAAAAUCGACCCCUACCAUCAUCCUCACGAUCAAGAACAUAUAAUUCUAAAAAUAGACGCUUACAUUUCUUAUGAGCAGCACUACGACUUCACAGAUGACGUCUCUCUGCAUCAAGUGAUAACUGAUAAAUUGUACCCAUUUUUUGAAGAAAGGGGAUAUACUUUAAAUAUACGCGAGGAGUUUGACGGUAAUGAGAAGUUAUAUCAUGUCAUCCCACAAGCUGUAAGAAAGAGCCGCAAAGUUGUUGUAUUUCUAACACCCUCGUAUUGCGAAGAUUACUGGAAUACAUUUGAAUUUAAUAUAGCUGCAUAUGAGGGUAUUUACACGAAGCGAAAUAUUAUAAUACCAGUUUUGCUUGGUGACGUAUCUGAGAAACAUUUGAUGCCAGAGAUACGUUCUUUCAUACGCUCAAAAAUAAAAUCAAACGAGGUGCUUCGCUUUCCUUCGUCUGAAAAUGAUAUCGCUGCGUUUAAUGAACAGCUAGAAAAUAUGAUAAGAAAUAGAUUAUAAGUGUAAAUAAAACGAAUGAUAGACUAAAGUUCCGACUAAUGACGGCGCCGACUAAUCAUGAUGUUCAUGAUGUUUUUGCCGACAAAAAUGUCAUGGAAGAACUCUCUGACUUAGAAGGGAUAUAUCAAGAAAAAUAAAUCUGGCGCUAAAUAUCUAUUCCAUUAACAAAAUUUGCAUUCUUAUCACACCUCUGCGCGUAAAAAAGUUUUUCAAUCAAAAUGAAUUAAUAAACCUUGACUUGUCGUCAGCUUUAACAUAAAAAGCAGCGUGCUCAGAGAGUUAUCUUAUUAGGAAAAAUACAGAAAAUUAGCUGUUUAGAACACUUUUUGAUGAGACUUUUUCUGUUCAGACUUAUCGAUUUAACAUUGUGACUGAUUCUGUAAACGAACGAGUCUUGUCACCUUAUAGUUUUUCGACAAAAUUUUUCUAUGCAGUGUAUAACCGAUUUGGAGUGUUUAUAUAUUUCAACAUGGUUCUGACAAUUAUUAUUUCGAUUUUAAUAUGUCUAUUAAACAAAACGUUGGAUUAAAUAGGGAUACUAAGGAAGCACAGGAAGACUUCAAGAAUGCAAGAAUGUGGCGAAGAGGUUACACGCCUCGCAGAGUAAAGUAGCAGUGUGUAGACGUCUGGUCUAAAUGAUACAUACAUGUAUAAGCAAAAUGUAAUGAAGAUUUUAGAAACCAAAGUUAUUUAUUAUAUAUUCAUGAAACUUCCCUGUAAAGAAAAAAAAAUACUUUACAGAAUAACAGUCAAGGUUUUACCACUAGCGUGGUUUACGUCAUGUACCGAAAGAAUGUGUGACAUAUGACUUUUAAAACGUUGUUCCCGAGAAAUUGGUGGGUACAUUAUGUUAUGUACAUUUUUCAGUACUGAUGAUUCAUUGCUUACUGUAAAGCCUCUCUUAGUUUUGAGACAUCAUGUAUUUACAUUCUAUGGUUUUCCGGAAGGUUCCAUCACAAAUACUGAUAAACAGAGUGUUAACAUUGUUUCAACGUCUGUGAUAUUCUGGAUUUUUCCAGAAUCUUCUUUUAUUCUUAGUGAUGAUAGUGCUGGCACCUUUCGUGAUGCUUUGAAUCCCAAAACCUAAGUAAGAUGAAAAACGUUCAUAUAUUUCAUUGUAACAAAAUACUAACAGUUUGGACAUUUAACAUUUGAUGGUGUGGAUGUUACAGCUAGUUAACAUUUUCAAGGUAUCUUAGGCCAUACCAAAUUGAUUAAUAGUUCUUCGGAAAAAUUUUCAAAACAAAAUGGGUGCAAGCGAGCGAAUUUUUUUUUUCUUCUCAAUUUUGAUCUUUUCAAAGGCGAGUAGAUUUUACAUGGAGCGAGCGAGUUUUUUUUUCAGCUUGGACCCUAAAAGGAGGCAUAACCAGUUAUGUUUAUACAUGAAGUAAACAUUUCUUUAAGAAUAACACAGAAAUCAAACAUUUACAGUGUGACUUACACUGUAUAUAGCUUUUCUAUAUGUUUUAAAGACUACAUGAAUGGUUUUGCAAAUAAAUUCAUGCCAAAACUCA